AUGGUGUGUUAUAGAGACGAUUGGAUCAUGAAGACCAUGCUAGUAGUCUUUGUAGCAUGCGUUUUGAUCUUGGGAAGUUUGGAAGCUAAUGCGAAAUGGCCAUCUUUGAAGACCCGUUUGCUACUUGCUAAUGAAGCCAACCUUGGUCGAAAGGUUGAGGUUGGUGCUGAUAAGGGUGCCACAGUAAACAAAGGAACGACUGAAGACACUGAGAAUAAAGCCAGCAGUGAGACUGAUAAUAACAGCACUGAAGGUGAUAAUAAUGAGAGUUACCAAGACUUUGGACAAAAAAAUGGAUCAUCGCCAAGUCGCCAUUAUAUUAUUCCUUGUUCCUUCCCAACUCGAUGUUGAAGAUAGCCAAUGAUCUGGCCAUAUCAGAGCUAGUCAAGAAGAAUCUUUUCUGUAAAAACUGUCUAGCCUAGAUGUGAGUUUCAAUAGAAGAAUGUACGGCAUUGGUUAGUUGUAGAAAGUUAAAAGUAUCAGUAUGAAUGUUGUGUUUACUAUGUGU
Ilex paraguariensis (yerba mate) is the source of this 508-nucleotide messenger RNA. Lineage: Eukaryota; Viridiplantae; Streptophyta; Magnoliopsida; Aquifoliales; Aquifoliaceae. The record is from the annotation of a GenBank genome assembly.